This is a messenger RNA of Scomber scombrus (Atlantic mackerel), 5893 nucleotides long. RefSeq names its product StAR related lipid transfer domain containing 13b (gene stard13b). Lineage: Eukaryota; Metazoa; Chordata; Actinopteri; Scombriformes; Scombridae. Gene Ontology annotation, molecular function: GTPase activator activity; protein binding; lipid binding. Gene Ontology annotation, biological process: signal transduction; actin cytoskeleton organization; regulation of Rho protein signal transduction. Bases 609 to 5087 code for a protein of 1492 amino acids. The record is from RefSeq and is a predicted model, not a curated record. The transcript has 19 exons.
GGGGACAUAAGUGUGGCUCAGGAAGGGGCCGUUCAACCUUCUGUCUCUGCUAGUAACAACCCUCACAGCCGCUGUUUUGCCAUGAUCUUGGUGACACUGCUUGGACAACACAGACAAUUAUUUUCCAUUCAGUUUGGAUGUAUCGGACCUGUCCAAGGUGUGUUUUAAAGAAGGGCUGAAUGAAGGAGUGAGUGGGAUGUUAACCACAGCCAACCAGGGACAUCUUCUGCCCUGAUGAAUGGCGUAGUGCAUAGUAAAUCACUGACUGGGGAAGAGCAGUCAGAUUCCUCUGUGCAGUGAUGUCACCACGAUCUAGUGUGAAACAGAUCCAGACUUGAACAGCACAGCCUGAGCCAGAUGUUCAAUUUCACAGCAAACUUUUCGCUGGAUGGCACGUACUCAGAGCGGUUCAGACCUGGAUUUAAAAGCUUUAAAUCAAACUUUGUGUCUAUACCGAGACUUUGAUCUUCACAGGACACAGAGACAUCCAGAAACACAUAAAGAUGUUGUCUGAGCAUCUUGGAUAGAACAUGGCCAUCCGAUACAUCAAGCACAAAUACCUGUGGAUAUAUGUUUUAAAUUAUGAAAAACUGUAGAAUAAAACAACAAUGGAGAUUCCACCUGUGGUGACCUUGGAGGGACAUCAGUCUUGGGCAGAUUUAGGGUCACACGAAUUGUCCACACAGGAGGUGUCUUCAGAAAGCUCUGCUCUCUCAAGUAAUGGCUCACCAGACCACAGAGGGAAUGAUAGUCUCCCUGAAGCCCAAAGCUGCUUGCUGUUGGACCCAGAUCACAACAUAGCCAAACUGAAGAAGAGUUUUAUUGGUGUUUGUCAUAACAACAAUGAUUUUGUAGAAGCUGCCUGCCUUCAGGACACUGAGCAAGUGUCAGUAAAUCCUGGUGAUGCACCUUUGGACCUGAGCCCACUGGCCUCCACUCAACUUCAUGAGGCAGGUUUUGAGUCCACAUCGCCUUGCUCCAAAGAGGACUGUUGUGGUAACUUUCCACUUCCCGUUCCUGGCACUAAAGAACAGUGUGACCAGGUGUUUGAUCCUGGUCAGACGGCACACUUAAACUGUGAAUGUGUGAAAACAGACUUCAAGAAGUUAGAGACUAUUUCAAAUGGCCAUGUCAUUCUAAAUGCAGAGGACCCAUGCAUGACUCCCAAUCUGGACUCCUCUCCUACCCUUGCUGUGACUGAGACUGUACGUGAUUCAAGCCGAAGACUCCUGGAUCUGCCGCGCAUUGUGAAACACAAACCAAGCUCCAUCACUUUUUCAGACUACAGCGAGAACCACGCUUUCAUCAAUGAGAGCUCUGACGACGGAGAGUCUUCACAGGAGGAGGAGGAGGAGGAGGAGGAUGAUCAUGGUGAUGUUGAUGGUGAUGGUGAUGGUGAUGAUGAUGACGACAAUGAUGUGUUCCCAGAGCUGCCUCAGAAAAGAGAGCUCCUCGUCAAUCUCAGACACAGGAGCAACAGCAAAGACAACCUGAAGAGGAGAGGUGCCGUGAAUGCCCAAGCAGAAACUGACCAUGUAAACAGCAACUGUGGUUAUGAAGCAGAAGGGCAGACUAGCAGUAAGGAGGAGUCUCCGCAGGUCAAGUCUCCCUGGUCAGAGUCCCUGAGUCAGCUGAUGAGGAAGCUGGAUCAACUUAAUCUGGACAUAGAGGAGGCUCUGAGUGCAAGCUCCUCCCCCUCUAGCACGCCAUGCACCACACGCAAGAAACAGCGGGGUGCUGUUUCAAAGCCCACAUUGAACCCAACCCUGAACGACCAAGCUCUCCAAAGACCAGACCGAGUGGCAUGCCCGAGCCAAGACAGGUCUUCUGCUCCUCGCGGUGCCUCCAUGGGAACAAGAGCAAGAACCAAGAAGACGAUGUUUAAUAAGAUGACUGAUGCAGCAGGUUCAGAAAUUGAGGCGAAGGAGGCGUGUGACUGGCUGCGGGCAGCAGGAUUUCCCCAGUAUGCUCAGCUCUUUGAAGAUUCCCAGUUCCCCAUUGACAUCACUCCUGUGAAAAGAGACCAUGACUUUCUGGACAAAGAUCUUGUGGAACCUCUUUGCAGGCGACUCAACACCUUGAACAAGUGUGCCUCUAUGAAACUUGACGUAAACCUUCCGAAAAAGAAAAGUGAAGACUCUGAUGAAGAAGACCUGUUUGCUAUCAGUGACAAAUGGACCUUUGAAUGGAGCAGUCGGCGUUGGUCCAGGUUGCAGGACAUUGACUGUCUGCUGGGAAACCACAGAGAGGAUCAGCCGACCGGGAACAGCGUGCCUUUACGAACCACCACCAGCAGUGAGAGCGUUCUGACGGACCUGAGUGAGCCGGAGGUCUCCUCUUUGCACAGUGAGAGUAGCGGGGGAAGCGGUCACAGGGGCCUCAGCACAGAGGACUCUGACUGCUCCAACCGCACCUGCUCAGAUUCUGCAGCAAUGCCAGACUCUACUUCCCUCACAAUGCCUCACAUCCCCAAAGACAUUGCUCACUACGGCUCCCUGCCUGAUAAGCACGGCAAGGCAAGUCGAAUCCGGGCCAAAGACUUCCUGAAACGCAUGGAGACAUUGCGCUCUAGGGGGACACUGGGAAGGGGUCGUAAGUCGUUAGUUAUCAGCGCUCCAGUGCUGCAGCAGGAGGCUCAGGCUCUGAAGACGCUGCGGUGUGUGGAGAUCAUAAAUGGAGAUGGUGGAGCUCCAGAACCACCUUCCCACAAAGUUAUGCCGUCCCAGUCCAGCAGUGAAGUUAGCAGCCAUUCCAGUGGAAGUGCUGUCAGCACACCCAGCCUAAAAGAGCGCAAACCUCACCGGGCUGACUACAAGCGUAGUGGCAUGUAUUUGGAGGAUAUAGACAUCUUCUCAGGCACUCAAGUGAAUAAAGUUGCAGAACAAAACCGCAGGAAUGAAUUCUGCUCCUAUGAGGACCUGGUGGUUCACAUUCCUAAAGACCAUAAGCCGGGAACCUUCCCCAAAGCACUGUCCAUAGAAAGCUUGUCACCAACCAAUGGAGCCUCUAUUGACUGGCGCACUAGUAGGGUGCACCUGGACUCCCCACUAAUUUCAUGCAGAAAAGAAUCCAGGCCUGUCACCCAGUGCUGCUCCAGAGGAAGCCGCAUCAGUGUGUAUGAUAAUGUUCCUGGCUCACAUCUGUACGCCAGCACUGGAGACCUGAUAGACCUGGAGAAAGAGGACCUGUUCCCUCACCUGGAUGAUAUCUUGAUGCAUGUUAAUGGUCUGCAGCAGAUAGUUGACCACUGGUCUAUGAAUGUGCUGCCUGUAGGAGAAGGGUUGACACAGGCAGACAGAGAGAGGGGGGAUACAGUAGGCCUCCAGUCUUCCAGUCAGAUCACAUUGGACUUUGAGGGGAAUUCUGUUACGGAAAGCCAGACUACACCUAGUGAUGGGGACAAAGACAGAGUAUCACUUGCAGAGACAGAAUCUACAAGGCUCAGGGAAAGGAGGGACUCAGGAGUCGGUGCUUCGCUGACAAGACCCAAUCGGUUACGAUGGCCAAGCUUUCAGAUUUCCAAUCGUCUAAGCCACUCAGUGGCAUCGCUGCAGAUUACCAACCAGUCAGCAGGCCAGCUGAGUUUGUUGCAGAAGUUCUCUCUACUGCGCCUCACUGCAAUCAUGGAGAAGUACUCGAUGUCCAACAAGCACGGCUGGACUUGGUCCGUGCCAAAGUUCAUGAAGAGAAUGAAGGUACCAGAUUAUAAGGAUAAGAAUGUGUUCGGAGUACCUCUCAUAGUGCAUGUACAGCGUUCUGGGCAACCCCUGCCCCUUGGCCUGCAGCAGGCCCUGCGGUUCCUGAGGAGCCAGUGUCUUGAUCAGGUUGGUCUUUUUCGUAAAUCAGGGGUGAAGUCUCGUAUUCAAGCUCUGAGACAGAUGAAUGAGAGCUCUCCAGAUAAUGUGAACUAUGAAGAUCAGUCUGCCUAUGAUGUGGCUGACAUGGUGAAGCAGUUCUUCAGGGAUUUACCUGAACCCCUGCUCACCAGCAAGCUAGGGGAGACCUUCCUCCAUAUAUACCAAUAUGUGCCGAAGGACCAAAGGUUGCAAGCUGUCCAGGCAGCCAUCAUGCUGAUGUCAGAUGAAAACCGAGAGGUGCUGCAGACACUGCUCUGUUUCCUGAGUGAUGUCACUUCCUCUGUGGAGGAGAACCAGAUGACACCCAUGAACAUUGCUGUUUGCCUAGCACCCUCCCUCUUCCAUCUCAACAUACUCAAGAAAGACAAUCUCUCACCAAGGGCCAUGCAGAAGAAGUACUCCACUGGCAGACCAGACCAGAAGGAUCUGAAUGAAAACUUAGCAGCAACACAGGGCCUCGCUCAUAUGAUCAUAGAGUGCAACCGUCUCUUUGAGAUCCCUCAUGAGAUGGUUACUCAGUCACGUAAUUCAUAUGUGGAGGCUGACUUGCAUGCACCAACAAUUGAUGAGCUGUGCAAGCAGCUGGAGGAUGAUGAUGGAACGUAUCAAACUCAUAUGGAGGGAAGACUUCAGAACCUGCUCAAAGAGGCCCGGGAAAAGUCCAAAUACUGGGUGUCCUGCAGCAGCUCUGAUAAUACAGAGCUCUACUAUAAAAAGGUGGGAGAUGGGAACCCUUUGAGACGCUGGAGAGUGUCUGUGGAGGUGGAAGCACCACCAUCAGUUGUGUUGAACCGAGUGCUGCGAGAGCGCCACCUGUGGGAUGUGGACCUUCUGCAAUGGAAAGUGUGUGAGACACUUGACAAGCAGACAGAAGUGUUUCAGUAUGUCCUCAGUCGUAUGCCCCCCCAUCCCAGUAGGGACUUUGUAGUGCUCAGGUCAUGGAGAACAGACUUGCCCAAAGGCGCAUGCUCCCUGGUUUCUGUGUCUAUAGAGCAUGAAGAUUGCUCUUCUGUUGGAGGGGUAAGAGCUAUUGUGCUGGAGUCCAACUACUUGCUGGAGCCCUGUGGCUCAGGAAAGUCCAGACUGACUCAUAUCUGCAGAGUUGACUUGAAGGGAAGGACACCAGACUGGUACAACAAAGCUUUUGGUCACCUUUGUGCUGCAGAAGCUGCCCGGAUCCGCAACUCCUUUCAGCCACUCAUCACAGAUGGCCCAGAGACCAAAAUCUGAAACCCUUGCCUGUUGUGUCUGCUCAGCAUGAGAUCAAGAACAAGCCUUUCGAGUCAUUGCUAAGAGGCAGACACAAAGCAUAGACACACGUCCAAAACUAAAGCACAGUUUAUUGAAUUUUAGUACACAUGCUCCGAAAAUCAGUUUGAGCUCCUCUGUACUUGCACAAUGACAAAAGAGGACACCUCGUAGGUGCUGGGCACAAUUACUCAAUGGGAAAUCAAUCAUCCUGCCAAUGUCCAUAGCAUUAGGAUUUAUUUACCUUGAUGUUGCUAAACCUCUAUAUUAUAAUAAUUAUUAUCUUUAAUAAUGUUAUAUUAUUGUCGCUAUAAUCUACAAUGUCUAGGACAUUCAAACUCUUAAAGGCUUCUGCGAAGCAUGUAUAUGUUUUAUGUUAUGUCAGAUUUAAAGCUAUAAUUAUUAUAAUGUACACACAAGAUUCUGUAUAUAUAUGUGUGAAUAUACUGUACAUGCAAACAAGAUGUAUAUAUUGUAUAUUUGUGAAGGGAUUAAUAGUACAUAUGUUAAUUUCCUAUAUAUUGAUUCUUCCACUGUGUCAAUCCUCCUGUAAUACACAUGGUACAAAAUUGUAAGCUGGUUUUACUUUGCUUCAGUAUUGUCAUCUUGGAAUGGGUGUAAUUUUAUUAAACUUUGACCUCUUAUGGUUGUGAAAGGAAUGACAUAAGGUUUGACUUGUUCAUACCUGCUUUAGGGUACUGGAUUGUGCAGUUGUCACAAGACAUAAUUUAAAAAAAAAUAAAACUAUUAAAAUAAUAAAAUGUUUCAUUUUUGACUAAUUCUUACUG